Messenger RNA from Mycosarcoma maydis (corn smut), 1479 nucleotides. Its product is annotated as putative IDP1 - isocitrate dehydrogenase (NADP+), mitochondrial. Gene Ontology annotation, molecular function: isocitrate dehydrogenase (NADP+) activity; NAD binding; magnesium ion binding. Gene Ontology annotation, biological process: isocitrate metabolic process. Bases 1 to 1479 code for a protein of 492 amino acids. Lineage: Eukaryota; Fungi; Basidiomycota; Ustilaginomycetes; Ustilaginales. Gene Ontology annotation, cellular component: mitochondrion. The record is from RefSeq and is a predicted model, not a curated record. The transcript has 4 exons.
AUGUCCACGGCUCGUCUCAGCACAAACGCUUCCGCCCGAGUCUUUGCCUCUUCCGCCCGCUCUUACUCGACCUUCUCGUCUCGAGUCGCUCGCAGCCCCAACACCCGCACUGCAUUCCAGAACGUCUCGUUUCUGGCUUCCGCUCGCAUUGCCACUGCCACCACCAACUCUUCUCUCUCGUUCGGUGUCAACACCCGUCUUUUCUCCACCACAAUGACUGCCCCAGCCAAGAUCAAGGUCUCCAACCCUGUCGUUGAGCUCGACGGUGACGAGAUGACGCGUAUCAUCUGGCACAAGAUUCGCGAGGACCUCAUUCUUCCCUUCUUGGAUAUCGAGCUCAAGUACUACGACCUCGGUAUGGAGCACCGUGAUGCUACCGACGACCAGGUCACCGUCGAGGCUGCCGAGGCCAUCAAAAAGUACAAGGUGGGUGUCAAGUGCGCUACCAUCACACCCGACGAGGCUCGUGUCAAGGAGUUUGGCCUCAAGAAGAUGUGGCUCUCGCCGAACGGCACCAUCCGAAACAUUCUUGGCGGUACCGUGUUCCGUGCGCCCAUCGUCCUGGACGACCUCCCUCGCCCGGUUCCCGGUUGGACCAAGCCCAUCGUCAUCGGUCGUCACGCGUUUGGUGACCAGUACCGCUGCCAGAACUUUGCCGUCGACAAGGCGGGCAAGUUUACUAUGGAGUUUACGCCUUCCGACGGCUCGCAAGGUCAGAAGUGGGAGGUGUUCAACUACCCCGAGGGUGGUGGAUCGGGUCUCGCCAUGUACAACACCACCGAGUCGAUCACUGGUUUCGCCCACUCGUCGUUCAAGAUGGCACUCGAAAAGAACAUCCCGCUGUACAUGUCGACCAAGAACACCAUCCUUAAGGCAUACGACGGUCGAUUCAAGGACAUUUUCCAGCACCUUUACGACACCAUCUACAAGAAGGACUUUGAGGCCAAGGGUCUCUGGUAUGAGCACCGUCUCAUUGAUGACAUGGUUGCACAGAUGAUCAAGUCUGACGGCGGUUUCCUCAUGGCGCUUAAGAACUACGAUGGUGACGUGAUCUCGGACAUCACCGCGCAAGGAUUUGGAUCGCUCGGAAUGAUGACGAGCGAGCUGAUCACACCCGAUGGCGACAUCAUGGAGGCCGAAGCAGCGCACGGUACUGUCACCCGUCACUACCGUGAGCACCAGAAGGGCAACGAGACGUCGACCAACUCAGUGGCAUCCAUCUACGCCUGGACUCGUGGUCUUGCCUUCCGUGGCAAGCUCGACAAGAACGACGACCUGAUUUACUUUGCCAACGCUCUUGAAGAGGCAUGUCUUGAUGCUAUCAGCGCCGGAAAGAUGACCAAGGAUCUCGCUUUGAUCUACCACGGCAAGGGCAUGAAGCGCGAGCACUACGUCACCACUAUGGAGUACAUCGAUGAGGUUGCGAAGCUCCUCAAAAAGAAGCUCCAGACUCGCGGCAUCGAGGCUGGCAAGCUUUGA